ACCUGGAAAAUCCGAAACGAAGUGCGAUGCUUUGCAAGUCGGCCGCCAUGCGCCGGCGACGCCGGACGCCCUUGGGCGCGCUCGCUGGCUGGGCUUUAGGCGCCCGACGCGAUCACUCCUUCAUGGAUACAAAUUCCCCAGCUGAGGCGCAGCUCGGGUGUGUCUGGGCAGAGCCUCCGGGCUGGUGGAGGAGAAUACCAUGCCACCGAUGCCAUGCCUUCGACGACGCAAAGCCAGGAUUUCAAGAAUGUGAGCCGACAAUUCUCAGUGCAAAACGGGACGCGCGGCUCACCGUUGACCUGGGCGAGUCCGUAUGUACCCCCCUUAUGGCUCGAAUGUCAGGAAAAGCUAGAUCUGGAAGCAGACGGGAAGAUCUACACAUCAAGGCGAGUGCUAACGCACCCUGGAUUGGUGAAGGUGCAAGAGCCCACAGGCCAUGCCAUUCAUCCCGGCAGGAGACGCCAGGCGCUGCUCCCAGGACGGCAGGAAGAGAUUGGAGCCCUGCAGCACGUCAGAGAACUCAAGGAAAAAGGACCACCUCAAUGACGAGGCCGAGGCCCCUGCGCCCGAGGACCAGGCUGAGGGACCACCGCACGAGGCGCCCGCCGAUGUACAGGUGCCCGCUUUGCAGGUAUGCCCAUUGGCCGGCCAGUGACAUAGAUCAACAUCGCACUAUUGAAGGGCUCCGACGAUGUUCCGGUGGGGUUGUUAGAUCUGCU
Durusdinium trenchii is the source of this 719-nucleotide messenger RNA. NCBI's taxonomy places the organism in Eukaryota, Dinophyceae, Suessiales, Symbiodiniaceae. The record is from the annotation of a GenBank genome assembly.